AUGGAAGGCACUUCAGCGCUGCUGGACGCCGGGGCUGUGGCGGACCUGGUGCUGCUGGACCCGCUGAGCGAGGAGUCGCUGGUCCAGACACUGCAGGAGCGAUUCCGCCGCCACGACAUCUACACAUACAUUGGGAAUGUGGUGAUCUCAGUGAACCCCUACCAGUCCCUGCCCAUCUACACCCCAGAGAAGGUGGAGGAGUAUCACAACUGCAGCUUCUUUGCCGUGAAGCCCCACAUCUAUGCCAUUGCUGACGAUGCCUAUCGCUCGCUGCGGGACCGGAACAGGGACCAGUGCAUCCUCAUCACCGGAGAGAGCGGCGCCGGCAAGACAGAGGCCAGCAAGCUGGUGAUGUCCUACAUGGCAGCCGUGAGCAGCAAAGGGGAGGAGGUGAACAAGGUGAAGGAGCAGCUCCUGCAGUCCAACCCUGUGCUGGAGGCCUUUGGGAACGCCAAGACUGUCCGUAAUGACAACUCCUCCCGAUUCGGCAAGUACAUGGACAUUGAGUUCGACUUCAAGGGGGACCCCCUGGGAGGGGUCAUCAGCAACUACCUGCUGGAGAAAUCCCGCAUUGUCCGGCACGUGAAGGGCGAGAGGAACUUCCACAUCUUCUACCAGCUCCUGGCUGGGGCUUCGCCGCAGCUGCUCCAGCAGCUGAAGCUCCGCCAGGACUGUGGGUACUAUGGAUACCUGAACCGGGAGAGCUCCAGCCUGCCUGGCAUGGACGAUGCAGCCAACUUCCACGCCAUGCAGGAUGCCAUGAGGAUCAUCGGCUUCUCACCCGCCGAGGUGACAGAGCUGCUGGAGGUGACGGCCGUGGUGCUCAAACUGGGCAACAUCCAGCUGAGCAGCAGCUUCCAGGCCAGCGGGAUGGAGGCCUGCAGCAUCACCGAGCCCCAGGAGCUGCGCGAGAUCUGCGAGCUGAUCGGGCUGGACCCCAGCACGCUGGAGCAGGCGCUGUGCUCCCGCACGGUGAAGGCGCGGGAUGAGACGGUGCUCACCACCCUCACUGUCCCCCAGGGCUACUACGGCCGGGACGCGCUGGCCAAGAACAUCUACAGCCGCCUCUUCGACUGGCUGGUGAAUCGCAUCAACACCAGCAUCCAGGUGAAGUCGAACGAGCAGAGGAAGGUGAUGGGCGUCCUGGACAUCUACGGCUUUGAGAUCUUCCAGGACAACGGCUUUGAGCAGUUCAUCAUCAACUACUGCAACGAGAAGCUGCAGCAGAUCUUCAUCUUGAUGACGCUGAAGGAGGAACAGGAGGAAUACAUCCGAGAGGGCAUCCAGUGGACCCCGGUGGAGUUUUUCGACAACAGCAUCAUCUGCAACUUGAUUGAGAACAGCACCAGCGGGAUCCUGGCCAUGCUGGACGAGGAGUGCCUGCGGCCUGGCGUGGUCAAUGAGGACACCUUUCUCACCAAACUCAACCAGCUCUUGGCCACACACAAACACUACGAGAGCAAGGAGACGCAGAACGCCCGGCACGUCACCGACACCAGCCUGCCACCGCGCUGCUUCCGCAUCCACCACUACGCCGGCAAGGUGACCUACAACGUGACGGGCUUCAUCGAGAAGAACAACGACCUGCUCUUCCGCGACCUCUCGCAGGCCAUGUGGGCGGCCCGGCACGCGCUGCUGCGCUCGCUCUUCCCCGAGGGAGACCCCCAGAAAGUCUCCCUCAAGCUGCCGCCCACCGCAGGCUUCCAGUUCAAGUCAUCCGUGGCGAUGCUGAUGAGGAACCUCUACUCCAAGAACCCAAAUUACAUCAGGUGCAUCAAACCCAACGACACCAAGUCAGCGAUGGUGUUCACGCCGGAGCUGGUGCUGGCACAGGUCCGGUACCUGGGGCUGAUGGAGAACGUGCGGGUGAGGCGGGCGGGCUACGCCUUCCGCCAGCUCUACGGCCCCUUCCUGCAGCGCUACAAGAUGCUCAACCCCCGCACGUGGCCCCACUGGGAUGGUGGGGACAGGGAGGGGGUCGAGGUGCUGCUGGCAGGUCUGGCGUUCCCCGCCGAGGAGCUGGCGUUCGGCCACACCAAGGUCUUCAUCCGCUCGCCACGCACUCUCUUCGACCUGGAGCGGCAGCGCCAGGAGCGCGUGGCCCAGCUCGCCACCCUCAUCCAGAAGAUGUUCCGGGGCUGGCGGUGCCGGACCCAGUACCAGCUGAUGCGCAAGAGCCAGAUCAUCAUCUCUGCCUGGUUCCGUGGCCACAGGCAAAUGAACCGCUACAAGCAGAUGAAGCGGUCAGCACUGAUCCUGCAGGCGUACGCACGGGGCUGGAAGGCUCGCAGGACCUACAGGAAGUAUUUCCGUUCCAGCGCCAGCACCUGCUUGGCCAACUUCAUCUACCAGCGGCUGGUGCAGAGGUACCUGGUGGGGCUGGCAAAGAACCUCCCGCCGCUGUCGGUGAUGGACCGGACCUGGCCCCCGGCGCCGUACAGGUUCCUGGAUGACGCCAACCAGGAGCUGAAAAACAUCUUCUACCACUGGAAGUGCAAGAAGUACCGGGACCAGCUGCCGCCGUUGCGCCGGGCCCAGCUGCAGGCCAAGCUCUGCGCCAGCGAGCUCUUCAAGGACAAGAAGACCCUCUACCCCAAAAGCCUGCAGCAGCCCUUCCGUGGAGAGUACCUGGGGCUGAAGCAGAACCCCAAGUACCAGAAGCUCCACGCCAUAGCCAAGGACAAGCUGGUGAUGGCUGACACCGUGAGGAAGGUGAACAGGGCCAGUGGAAAGACAGUCCCACGCCUGGUGCUCCUCACCACCGAGCACCUGGUCCUGGCUGACCCCAAGGCCGCCCAGCCCAAGACCGUGCUCAGCCUCAGUGACAUCCGUGGCGUCUCAGUCACCCGAUUCUCCGAUGGCUUCCUGGCCCUGCAUCUCAAGGAGGUCUCCACAGUGGGGGCCAAGGGUGACUUCCUGCUGGUCAGUGACCACCUCAUCGAGCUGGUCACUCGCCUGCACCAGACCUUUGAGGCCACCACCGGGCAGGCGCUGCCCCUGCACAUCACUGACAGGUUCUCCACCCGCUUCCCCAAGGGCGACGUGUCCAUCACCGUGGUGGAGUCACCCAAGGCCGGCACCGACGGCCCCGUCUGCAAGAAAAAGGGCAGCAACAAGAUGGAGGUCCUGGUGCACUGA
Molecule: messenger RNA, 3138 nt
Organism: Pseudopodoces humilis (Tibetan ground-tit)
Lineage: Eukaryota; Metazoa; Chordata; Aves; Passeriformes; Paridae
Gene: MYO1A
Product: myosin IA
Biological process (GO): actin filament-based movement; actin filament organization; endocytosis
Cellular component (GO): cytoplasm; brush border; myosin complex
Molecular function (GO): actin filament binding; microfilament motor activity; ATP binding
Source: RefSeq, a predicted model, not a curated record